UCGGCUGGGAGGGCAGGGGGCGCAGUACCAGCUUCCUGCCCUCCUCGCUAGCCUUCUUCCGUUAGCGCUCCCGCACCUCACCUCCCACCUCCCACCUCCCGGGCCUGGCUGCCCUGAGGGGCCUUUGGGGGAGACUGAGUGGGAAAGGGAGGGGCGGGAUGAAGUUGCGGGCGGAUGGUGGUUCGCUUGUGGGGUUACUCCUUUUUAUGUGUCGCCGACUCUCUCUCCACGGUUGGAGAUUGGGGGCCUCCGCCAAACACCUUAGCAUCGUAGGUGUCAGGCUCCGGGUGGGGGUGGGUCAUCCACAGCCUGGGAGAGGGAUGCGGCGGAGGGGCUUGUGUGCUGGGCUUCUCGGUCCCACUAACUCACGACCUGUUGAUAAACCUUCCUUUGGGGGUCAGACACACACCGCUGGCCCCCCAGUGGGCAUUCCCAGUGCAUUCCCGAUUAGGAAGGGUCUACCCCCACACCCCCCACGCCUAACCUAAAGCCGAAAGUGCGGGAAUGGAGAGGGGCUCUGGAGUACCCAUUGGUGCCAUCCCUGCCUCCGUAGUCUUUAGACAGAAACUGUCUGCUGUGCACACACAGCUUCAAAACUGAUCCCCUAGCUCACACUUCAGAUCGCCUCUCCCAAACCCUCCUUACAUAGAAAUUCUGGAACCCUACGGGCGUGGGGUGUGCUGGGUGUCCAACGUGGAGCGGAGGUAGGAGGUGCCAAGCUCAGCCCUAGCCACGGCGCCUACAGGGUCAUUUUCUGCCUCCUGCCACGUCACUCCCUCUGCUAAAGAAAAAAAAAAAAAACUUGGUAGUACCUAAAGGAAUCGAUGAGAGAGGAGAGGCCGCCAGGAAAGGUUUAGAAACACUUAAAGAGGAGAGUUCUUAUUUGACUUAUUGUGCCCUUGUGAAAACACUGUGCUAAUUCCAAAUGAAAAUACGGCAUUUACUAUCUGUGAUUAUUUGCUAUAUGCUAUUGUUUAACCUUUAAAACUCCCACUUGUGUGGGCGCUCUCAAGGAUUUCCCGGGAAUAUUGAUAUCACACUAUCACACCAGCAGGAGAUCAUGAAUCAGGCAGAUAAAAAUCAACAGGAAAUCCCAUCAUACCUUAGUGAUGAACCACCAGAAGGUUCAAUGAAAGAUCACCCACAGCAGCAGCCAGGCAUGUUGUCCCGUGUGACUGGGGGUAUCUUCAGUGUUACAAAGGGAGCGGUUGGUGCCACCAUUGGUGGUGUGGCUUGGAUUGGUGGAAAAAGUUUGGAGGUGACCAAAACAGCUGUUACAACUGUGCCUUCCAUGGGAAUAGGGCUGGUGAAAGGAGGUGUCUCUGCGGUGGCUGGAGGAGUGACAGCUGUUGGGUCUGCUGUUGUAAACAAAGUGCCCUUAACAGGAAAGAAGAAAGACAAAUCUGACUAAAGUAUGGAGAUAUACUUGCUCUCCACAGCACUAUGAUGCCAGUGGCAUUGAAUUGCUAAAUUAUGGACUAUAACCAAGUCACCUGUUUUGGACAUUUAUCUUCUAAACUGCUGUGUUGAAAGUAUUGAUGAGUGGCUUUCGUCUAAAAAGAAGAGACCAAUACAAGCACAGUGUAUGAAGGUUUCUCAUACUUAAGUUUCAGCUUUUUAUCUGGUAAAAUGUUAUACUUAUUACUCCGUUGUAACUGAAGAUAUGGUAUGUUUGAAUAUUUACUAUAAGUCUUUCAGUUUGACUAAAAAUGUGAAAGUUGAAUUCAGUAGAUGAUCUUUACAAUUCCAUAUGUAUAAUGUGCCAGGUAACUCAUCUACCCCUUAAGAAGGGAACCUUGAACUAUAUAAACUGUACCUUUGAUGUGCCUAAUAGUUUCAGGUGUCUUAGUUUUUUUUUUAUAACCAUAGUUGAUUAGGCCAAGAGGCAUUCUUUUCUUAUUUAAGUUGGCAAAAGUAGCAGGAAUUAGAGAAAUUUAAAAGAAAAGGUAAAUGGUUUUAUGAUACUGUUAACCAUCUUUUGUUAGAUAUGCAUUUUAUUGAUUUAAUCAUUGAUGCCUUACAAAAGAAAACAUCUUUUCUAAUACCCUAAGUAUGUUCAGUUCUUAGAAUUAUCCAUGGAUUCUUUUGAAGAUUGUUAAAUUAGUUUUCCCUGUUUAGAAUCUCAGGAGUAGUGAGGUAAAGGCAUUUCUUGCUCUCAGUGGAUAAGAUAGUGCUUGUUGACUGUCUUGUCAAUAGUAAAAAUCAAAUGACACACUUCAGCCUAGGUUCAUGCUCCAUCAUUAAUACACCUCACAGUGCCUAAGGAACAUUUUUCACUGGUCAGAAGCUAUGUUGCAAGAAUUUCAUAUUAAGGAGGAACAAGUAAUAAUUUUAAGUUCUUAAUUACCUAAGGCAUCUAAGAUAUAAAAAGAAUCCCUCACAUUCUAUCUCUAGGAUGUGUUUUUAGUAGUACCCCUUUUAAAAAACACAGUAAAAACAACUACAGUAUGUUAGGACUGACUUUCAAAUUCAAUGAAAUGGACUUCAGAGAUUAGUUUUAAUAUAAAAUCUGUGUUUUCAAGAUUUAUGUAGGCUUUUAAAAUCUGUUACCAUAUAAUUCUAUAAAGCAGCUGUAGACUUUGUACCAUUUUUCAAGCUAAUUCCAGGCAGGGAAUUGAAGUUUUUGAUGAUGGAUGAUAAGUGUCAUAUCUUAUUAAUAUGUCUUAUCAUGUCUCAUUCAUUCUCAAAGAAUAUGACUUAGAUGAAACUUAUGUUCAAUUUCACACAAAUUUAACAAUUGGCAUAUAUACUUGGCAUUCCUCUUAAACUAAGGGUUAUGAUUCAAGCCUGAAAAAUCUUAACUUUAUGCUUAAAUCUGCAUAUUUGUCUCCACUCUGUUACCUUUUUUUUGUGGGGGAGGAGAGAGGGUGAUUCCCUGCAGUAAAUAAGUUAAAAUAGCAUGCCUGAGAACUUGAAACAGAGUGCUGUAACAUCAGAGGCUUAAGUGUUUGUGAAACACUAAGAGUAUUAAUAAUGUGGAUUAACAAAUGGAUAAGAAUAUAACUUAACUUUUUAAAGCUUUCAUAAAUAUCAGCAAAACCUUUUUAUUAUAUACAAACUUGAAAAGUCAUUAAAGAGUUCAUUAGUAAUUAAGUGGUUAUUUCAUGCAGUACAAUUUAAGGUAUUAUUUGUUGGUAUAUCUGGUCAAAUGUCAUAGUAAGAGGAUUUUUAAAGUUUAUAGGUGAACACUAAAUAAUGAUCUAAAUAAUGGUAUUAGAGAACUUGUUUCCUGCUAUUUGGAAGAAAUUAUUGCUUCAUUGCUAGUUUAUAUUUCUAAUUUCUCUUCUACAGUCAUAGACUCUGCUGUGCUUUAUAUCUGAAUUUCUGAGUUUAGACUUUAGCUUACUGUAUGUUUGCAUAUUUAUUUUCAACUUUGCUUGUCUUUAAAAUUGCUUGAGGACACAUGGUUGUGAUUAAUUUCUGCUACAGAAAAGCCACCCUGGUACAUUUUAUCUCAUUAAGAUUUUUAAAAUUCUAAACUAUAAGUUUGUUCAGAGGGGCUUUUGCAAUGGCAGCAGAAAACUGUACUAACGUUAGUACAGGUGUAGAAGUUCUCGUUGAAAUGAACUUGCCAUUUGAUGAUAUGUACAGCUGUAUACUUGAGUCUUAACAGCUUAUUUACGUAGACUAGCACUUUGACCUGUUAAACAGGACUAGUUCAUGUCAAGAAAUUAAGGUUGUUAUAUACACCUGGAGGCAUCUGUUAUUAAACUUAUCCUUUGAGUGGGUAUUUGACACAAUGGGGAUAAACUUGUGUGACCCACUUGAAUGACUGAUCUGAUAAUGUUGACAUUAUGACUCCUGUACUUAGUGGAAUGUCAGAUGAGAAUAACUGAAUAAUUUUUUUUGUAUUAAAGGAAUGGAAAAGAACACACAAAUUUGUUAAUAAAGCACUAUGAUCUGCAGAAGAUGGAAUGUUUCAUAAAGAUCUAAAGAAAUAAAGAAAUUUUAAAACAGG
This is a messenger RNA of Otolemur garnettii (small-eared galago), 3958 nucleotides long. It is a transcript of the gene TMEM263, whose product is annotated as transmembrane protein 263. The record is from RefSeq and is a predicted model, not a curated record. The transcript is spliced from 3 exons. Lineage: Eukaryota; Metazoa; Chordata; Mammalia; Primates; Galagidae. The coding region runs from base 1061 to 1411 and encodes 116 amino acids.